Molecule: messenger RNA, 390 nt
Organism: Hirsutella rhossiliensis
Lineage: Eukaryota; Fungi; Ascomycota; Sordariomycetes; Hypocreales; Ophiocordycipitaceae
Exons: 2
Coding region: 1-390 (129 amino acids)
Source: RefSeq, a predicted model, not a curated record
AUGAAGUUUACUUUGGCCACUGUUCUCUUGGUCAACCUGGCUGGCUGCGGGUUGGCGAGUCCAGCAACGGGCAUGAGAAAUGACUUGUCCAUGACGUCUGGCACGGUAGGGAUCUCGGCCUCUGUCCAGGAGAAGGGAACCAUGAUAAAGGAACACCUUGACAAGGCCGUCAUGCUGUUGAAAGAGGUCGGCAAAGAAGAGCCCGCCUUUGGAAAGCCACUGGAUCGGGCCACCAUGACGAUUGAUACCCUGAACAAGGCCAUUCACAACCUCUUCUUGCAAUAUCAGUACAAGGGCAACGGAACUAAACCCACGGGCGGUUACAAGCCCGGCGGCCCUCGGUACGGUGGACGUAAACCUGGAGGCUACGGGAAUCCUCGCGGCUACUGA